Messenger RNA from Cyclopterus lumpus (lumpfish), 582 nucleotides. It is a transcript of the gene tex36, whose product is annotated as testis expressed 36. The coding region runs from base 1 to 582 and encodes 193 amino acids. Lineage: Eukaryota; Metazoa; Chordata; Actinopteri; Perciformes; Cyclopteridae. The record is from RefSeq and is a predicted model, not a curated record. The transcript has 4 exons.
AUGGCAAAAGGUGGAAACCGAUAUUCUUCAAUGAGCAAUGAUGGCAAAUGGUUUGCUCAUCCAGUAUCAGCAGAAAAUGAGACCAGGAGUCGGGAGCUUUGUACAAGCACUGGGAUCAUGCUGACUCAGGUUCAAUCAUCAUUGCCUCAGGCUUUGAACAUAGAGCGCUAUCCUAAAUGGAAAACUCAGCAGAAAUCCAGAGAAUAUCCAUUCUCCGAACAUGACAACAAGCAUGCCUUAAAAAACAACAUCUCUCUCUUCACUCACGGUGUGGGGCGCAGGAAGUGUCUUGAUGAACAGCAAAACUCCCACUUCUGCUUGUGCCACGAUGGAGCUUACAGCAGCCCUGGGGGGACUGGGAGGAACCUUACGGUACACCAGACUGACUUUACGACCAAGCAGCCUGUUAAUGAUCCAACCGGCACCAGGAGGUUCCCCCGCAACCACAAGCAGAAGUCUGCGGAGGCAGCGUUGUCGCAAGCGGGGGAGAAAUUCUUGUGGUUCGGGCGACUCGACUCCAACCACUCGGAUACCCUACAAGUGCUCGCAGCUACCAACUGCUCAGCACCGUCCGAGGCCUGA